AGAAGAGAUGGUGGAUCCAUCCAAGAUUAUCGAAACAGCCGCGGGAGGCUGCCUGGUAGCUCUGGUCAGGAAGCUCGCUUCCCUGACGCUCAGUGAGAUCUCCCAGCUGAGUGCCAUCUCCGGCAACAUCGACUGGCUGAAAGAGGAGCUGCAGCUCCUGCACGCCGUCCUGCUAGAUCUGUCAGAUGAGGAGAAUCCUAGCCACCAAAUGAAGCUCUGGAAGAACAAAAUAAGAGAGCUAUCAUAUGACAUCGAUGAUGCCAUCAACGGGUUCCUACUCGCCUCGAGCAAGGAGAAAGAUCCCGGACUCCAGCAUGACCCAGGCUUCGUUGAUCGCAUCAUGGCGACCAUUCGAAGGUGCACCGAUCGAAUCAGAAGCUUACCCUCUGAUUUCGGGAUCACCCGAGAGAUCAAGAAGCUCAAGGAUCGUGUUAAUGCGGCAGAAGACCGGCACAAGAGGUUAAAGACAGGGACGAACAGUGAUGCUGGCCCAAGCUAUGAUGCUAUUCCUAUCCGGGAUGUUGCUCAAUAUGCGGAUCCAGCUAGCCUCGUGGGCAUUGAUGCUCCGAGAGAAGAGAUCAUCCGCAAGCUCAGUCUCCAGGUGCCGCCGUGCCGGGCUCUUCAGUGAAUCAUCGCAUGGUGGUGGCCAUUGUUGGAUUUGGAGGCCUAGGCAAGACUACUCUCGCUAAACAGGUUUUCGACAAAAUUGCCGGGAACUUCGGCUGCACAGCUUUCGUGCCUGUGUCAAGAAACCCCGAUAUCAAUAAGGUUCUGAGAGAUAUAUUGUUGGAUUUCAAUUCUGGCGACUCGCCCGAAGCUCUACGACAGCUUGAUAAACGGCAACUCAUAAAUAAGCUCAGGAAAUACAUCGAAGGGAAGAGGUACCUGGUUGCUGUUGAUGACAUAUGGAGCAAAGAUGCAUGGAUAAUUCUAGAUAGUGCACUGUUCAGAAAUAAUCAUGGCAGUAGAAUAAUUGUCACGACACGCAAGAAUGACGUUGCUGAAGAAUGCUGCCCUUCUAGCCUCGAUCAUGUCUACAGAAUGGAUCCUCUUGACAAGAAUGACUCAGAAAACUUGUUCGUAGAAAAAGCCUUUGGCCGCAAAGGAUGCCCUCCUAAUCUCAGAGAUGUUUGUGGUAAAAUCUUGAAAAAAUGUGCUGGGUCUCCACUGGCCAUCGUAACCUUGUCUGGUUUGUUGCGUAAUAAGGUGACAGUAUCUCAAUGCGAGGAGGUGCUACAUUCUCUGAGUAAUGCAGUUCCGGAGGACUCUGAUGUUGAUGCGAUGAGAAAGAUAUUAUCUUUCAGCUAUUUCGAUCUUCCUCAUCAUCUAAGAACAUGUCUAUUAUAUUUUAGCAUGUUUCCGGAAGAUAUCAUGAUCAGAAGGAAGCGUUUGUUAAAUAUGUGGAUUGCUGAAGGGUUUGUUCAUUGCAGUGAUGGAAGAAAUAAAACUGAAAUUGCUGGUCAUUAUUUUGCUCAGCUCAUCAGUAGAAACUUGAUCCAGCCGGUGGACAUACAGUAUGAUGGCCAGGCACAGGCUUGUCGGGUUCACGACACUAUUUUGGAUUUCAUUGUGUCUAAAUCCCUUGAAGAGAACUUCGUUUCGUUUCUUGGUUAUCAGUUGGGCAGACCAGAUGACAAGGUUCGUCGCUUAUCUAUCCAUUACCAGAAGUUCCAAGAUGGCGCAGGACUUGCAGGACAGGAUCUAUCUCAUGUCCGAUCACUUUGUAUUUUUGGGGAACCUCUGCACAAGUCAUGUACUGUUUCUCUUAGGGGACUGACCAAUUUGCGAGUUUUUGAUGCCAGGAAUGGUUCCCCUUAUUAUACAGAGCGUGAUGAUGAAUUAUUUGAUGUGGUAUUAACGUUUCCUCAUAUUGAUUUUGAUGUGUCAGAGUCUCCUCAGCUGAAGUAUUUGGACAUGUAUGAACUUAUGCCGAUGGAAAUGGCAAGACAAUUUUACACAAGGGAGGUCUUAACAGGGAUUGCAAACCUGCAGUAUCUAGAAACACUGGACUUAAGGAGUGCCAUGGUAAAGGAGUUGCCGUCUGAUAUUUACAAACUUCAGCAGCUAGUGCGUCUGUUCAUCAGACCAAGGGUCAUAUUGGCCACUGGCAUUGGACGAAUGGAGGCCUUGGAAGAGCUGAAAGAGAUCUCUAUCUACAGCUUCUAUUCACUGGAAUUCCUGCAAGAACUAGCCCAGCUAACCAAGCUGAGAUCAAUUCACAUUCGCAUGGAAGAUGGUCAGAUCGGUCUUGAACAGGAAUUGGUCUUAAUAUCUUCAAUUUACAAACUAAGCAUGUGCAACCUUCAUUCACUUAAGAUUGAAUUUUUCAACAAUUGUGACGCUCAAUAUGGCACGUAUGCCCUUUCCUUGCAAUAUCCUCUACAAAGUCUGAGAAAGUUCCAAAUGAGGCACAUCCACUUCACUAAGAUUCCAAAUUGGAUGGGCUCACUAAAUCACCUUGAGAAACUAGCAUUGGAAGUCGGAGAAAUGGAGCAGAAAGAUCUGGAUAUCCUAGGAGAGUUGCCCAGCCUACUAUACCUCUUUUUUGCAGUUAUUGAGUGCCCUAAAGAAAUGUUAACUUUCAGGGAGAGCACAGGAUUCCAUUGUCUGAAGUAUUUGGAUGUAGGCAAUAUCCUUAAUGGAGCGGUAAUGCUGGAGUUUCAAGCUGGAUCUAUGCCGAGGCUUGAACACCUAGAACUUGCCAUACACACGUCCGACAGUACCUUAUGCGGCUGUUUUGUUUCCGGCAUUGAGCACCUUAACAUGCUGACCAGGGUUCGCAUUUUGAUUUUUAAGGAGCCGGAUCAGGAUGGGGUGGCGACAGACGUCGAGUCUGCUAUUACGAGUGCAGUCGACAAGCUUCCAAACAAUCCCACACUCCGUAUUGAGGUGAGCCCAGUCUUCCCGGUACACAACAAAGCCUAUAACAUGCGUGGUGGGCUGGGGAGUAGCAGGCGGGGGAGACUUAUGUAACCGACGGUAUAUAUGAACGUUACUGCAGUUCUGGGCCUUUGGGAUGCGGCAUGCUAAAUUGUUGAUCAAGGGUGAGCCUUUGAAGGUUACAUUGUGGUUCUCCAGGUUUCAUGUGCUCCUCAGCAAAGAAAAUGGCCAUCACUUCUACUACUGUGUGUGUUGGUGUGACAGCUGCGCGAGUUUUGUUGUGAUGCUUGCAUGCUUGUUUGUCUUAAACCUUGAGUAUAUCUGCAUUUUUUAAAUUUGAGACUGGUAGCAUCCAGAUGUAUGUUUCGUUCUAUUUCUGUGCUUGUACGAUGAACAUAUUGUCUGUAUUUCUGUCACAGCUACUUUCGGAUUCUGUAAAGCUAUGUGUGCGCGCUUUGAGAAUUGAGGAUUCUUUUAAGAAA
Panicum virgatum (switchgrass) is the source of this 3362-nucleotide messenger RNA. RefSeq names its product disease resistance protein RGA5-like. The record is from RefSeq and is a predicted model, not a curated record. NCBI's taxonomy places the organism in Eukaryota, Viridiplantae, Streptophyta, Magnoliopsida, Poales, Poaceae. Bases 637 to 2973 code for a protein of 778 amino acids. Gene Ontology annotation, biological process: defense response to other organism. Gene Ontology annotation, molecular function: ADP binding. The transcript has 3 exons.